Molecule: messenger RNA, 303 nt
Organism: Podarcis lilfordi (Lilford's wall lizard)
Lineage: Eukaryota; Metazoa; Chordata; Lepidosauria; Squamata; Lacertidae
Source: the annotation of a GenBank genome assembly
AUGGGUCAGAAAAAACGCUUGAGAGACUUUGACGAGCCCCUAUCAUCCCCUAAACCAAAACUAUCAAGGUUGGUGCCACACCGGAUUGGAGGAGGGAGUGACCAUGCCGAGCAAGGCUUUGCAGUGGAAACCCAAAAUCGCUUCCAACCUCUAAUUGAUUUAGAAGCUACUCCGAUUCCGAUGACUCAAAAUGUUUCAAAUGUAAAGCCUGUAAAGGAGAAUACGAAAGAAAAACUCUCAUCGCAGGAUGAUGGUUUGGCAUCUGUUAUGGGGAGUUCCCCAGAUGUGAGCAGUUACACUUAG